GCUUAAAAGUUAAUUGAACGUUCUGAAGCAUUGAAGUGUGUGGUGACUUAAAUAUGCAAUUUAUAUAAUUUUACCAUCAUCGCAUGUUUGAAAUUGUUAUCAUUUAAAAUUCGGUGAAGGAAAUGUCGGUCCAACUGGUUGAUUCGAGUGGUAAAGAUGAUUUGAAAACACAGUUUGUGACUCGUGAAGGCGAGUAUAGGUUGAUGACGCUGUCGGAAUACUCGCGGCCAAAUCGUGUUGGAUAUCAAAAUAAUCAGAACAACCCCCAAGUGAGAGUUUCUUUGGUGACCCUACCCUCACAGGUAUCCCAGCAAUUGUCAGGAAGUAGCAACAAUCAUGGUGUAAAUGCAAAUCCUCAACCAACGAUUUCUGGAGGCUCAGCAACAGUGGCCUCUCCAAAUGGCCUGGAACAAACCCAAAACAUCAGUACUGGGCUAUCAUCAAACAGUUCAUCUCCAAUUGGAGGUGAUAGAAUAUGCUUCAACUAUGGAAAAGAAUUGUAUGUUUAUGCGUACCGAGGAGUAAAAAAGGCUUCAGAUUUGAGUAAACCAAUCGACAAAAAACUGUACAAAGGCACCAAUCCAAGUUGUCACGAUUUCAACGCAACUGCAGCUACGUGUGAAGGUGCACCACUCCUCGUGGGUUUUAGCACGGGUCAGAUUCAAUUGGUUUAUCCUGGACGAAGAGAACAAGGAAAAUUAUACAACGAAGAGAGAUUAAUUGAUAAGACGAAAGUUACCUGUUUGAAAUGGAUUCCAGGUUCUGAAAACCAAUUCCUGGCAUCACAUAGCAGUGGUUGCUUGUACGCUUAUAACGAAGAACUGCCAUGUACACCAACUACGCCAAGCUAUCAGCCCUAUAAGUGUGGUGAUGGUUACAUUAUUCUAGCGUGCAAAUCUAAAUCUACUCGCAAUCCCUUGUAUAAAUGGUGCUUUGGACAGCAAGAAAAUGCCAGCAUUAAUGAGUUCUGCUUUUCACCUUGUGGUCAACACUUAGCAAUUGUGUCCCAGGAUGGAUUUCUCAGAGUCUUCCAAUACAGUAACAUGGAGUUAAUUGGAAUAGCGCGAUCAUAUUUUGGAGGAUUUCUGUGCGUAUGCUGGAGUCCAGAUGGAAAAUAUGUUGUUGUUGGAGGAGAAGACGAUCUUGUAACAGUAUAUUCCUUACACGAACAACGUGUUGUUGCUAGAGGCCAAGGUCAUCGUUCAUGGGUAUCAGUAGUUGCGUUUGACCCGUAUACGACGUCUUAUUCAAAUUGGAAUGGUGGCGAUUUCAGCGACGAUGAAAACCCGAUAAACGAUGGUUAUGACAACUGCUAUGACUACACCAACCAUGUUGGUAGUGAAUCAAUUGCGACUGCUGGGCAUCGUCCUCCGGUAUGUAGAAAUAGUGUAUCUACAUCGGAUAAGCUUGCCACUUGUUAUCGUCUGGGUUCAGUGAGCCAGGAUACUCAACUAUGUUUGUGGGACAUUACCGAAGAUGUCCUGCGACAAUCAAUAGGCCGUUUAAGUCGUAAUCUGAGCUCAGCGGAUCCCACUUCUUAUAAUACAAAAAGUGAAUUUUCAAAAAGUGCAAAUAAUAGUAAUAGUGGACAACCCACGGUAUCUCACAAGGAUUAUGCUAAAUCAAUAGCUAAAGUGGCUUCAACGAACGAAAAUGAUACUAUGGAUAACUCAAAUUUUACCGUUAAAUAUUUGACUUUAACUAGUGAUAAUAUAAAUACUGCUAUAAAUUGUGAUGAUAGUAAUAGCAACAAUAGCAGUGGAAAAUGUUCCACAGCCAGCGUCGAAGGCAAAUAUUCGAAGAAUCAUAUAACCAAAGGCAACAGUGUUGUUAAUUCUGGUGGUACAUCUUCAGUCGGAUCGUCGAAUAAGAAGGACAAAGAUAGUGACAAAACAUUGAAGUUUGAAACAAAUCAUCAGCAUAAUCAUUCAACAUUUAAUUCAAUAACUCAGCGGUUUUCAAAUAUGGGAUUCGGAAACGCUGGUAACAAUUGUAGCAAUAACAGUGAAAAGUGUGAAAAAGUAGGCAAAAGCAGCAAAAGAAGCAUCAUAUCGCUUGCAGGCAAAUCAAACAACAGCAAUAACAUUCACAGUAGUUCAAAUAACAAUAAUUUCCAACAUUCUAACGCUCCGAGUAUCAACCAUCAAGUCAACCUUGUUGAUCAACCUAUUUCAACAUCAUCGUCAAGCAGUGGAGGUGGUGCUAGUAUUUCCAACACAAUAACCUCAAUUAUGACAUCAUCGCUAACGAAAAAUAAACGCAAUGAUGCUAACGGAACAGGCGGCAGUGUUACUAGCAUUAUCUCAUCUUAUGAUCCAAUGAAAUUGAUAGGAACUCCUGCGUGCCCACGAUUCGAUGAUUGUCCAGUAUUAGAACCGUUGGUGUGUAAAAAGAUAGCACACGAGCGAUUAACGGCAUUAAUAUUUCGGGAAGAUUGCUUUCUCACAGCGUGCCAGGAUGGAUUUGUGUACACAUGGGCAAGGCCUGGUUACAUAAAUCUCCCACAGCAUUUACCUUCAAGUCCCACGGCACCACCCAGCGGUACGGUAGUGUAAAUAAAACAUCAAUAGUUGUAAUGUAUCCUAUGUUUACAAUAAGUUAAGAUAAUUAUUGUUUUAUUCGUGUUAACGCUUAUGUACGUUCGUUGUUAUUAAGCAAAAUGAUUAUAGUAACGGGCAAAUGCACAAUCCCUGAAGUAAAAGUGAGCAACAACAUCAACAAGAUAGUAUACCCGUGGAAUCUAACUAAGCGACUGAAUGAAAUUUUAUUGCUAUUUUUUCUCAGACCCGAAGAAAAUCAGAGCGGUAACGGUAAAUUUCCACCUUUUACAAGAUAUGAGCAGCAAUGCGGAUAAGAGAUGAUUAUUAGUACACAUUAGUUAAAAAAUUACUUGUUUCUUAUUUUUAUCAAUAUAUUGGUUGUAUAAUUUUUCAGUGGAUGUGCAGUGGGGAAUUGCAAGAAAUUUCGCCCCACCUUAUUCUACCAUUACUUCAAGUUAUGAUUAUUCAAACUAAGUUUUCUAUUUGUUAUGAUUCAGGUUUAGAAUUAAAAUAACUAUCAAAUUUAAUUGAACUAUUUCCUAAUUCUGCUAAGAAUAAACACAUUUCUUACAGUUUUUAAACAUGUUAAACUUCAACUUUUAAUAGUUUUAAUUAUAAAAGCUGUUCUUUCAAAACAGAUUAUGGCAUUUAAGUUAUUGUUUAACCCCAAAUAGUAUAUUUUUUAGAUAGGUUUGUGACGUUUGUGACACUUAACAUUACCAUAAAUAGUAUAUUUUCGACGGUAUUAAAACAAAUUUUUCUCAAAAACGUAGAAAUUGUGAUUUUCUUCUUGGCAAAACAUGGAAAACUCGGGGAAUUUUAUUUAUCAAAAUAGAUGGUUGGGUUUCGUGGUAACCCGCAUGAAAACCUGCAUCAAAUAUAUCAUAUUAACAAUAUGAUCCAUUCUUGCCUUUUCCAUACAUUGCAAUGGCGACCAGAAAAAUAUUGCUUCACGUACCAUCUAGCGUUGAAAAAGGUCAGCAAGAACCAAACAAUCGAGGGGCGUGAGCAUAGCAUUUAUUAUCAAAAAAUAAUAUUGAAAUUUAUUUCAUUAAUUACAUUUAGUAUAAUACUUGAAAUUUUUUAUGACGUGUCAAUGUUUUCAGCAAAUCAAAAAUAUGCUGAAAUACACACGCAGAAAAAUGGAUUUUUGUUCCAGGGCCUCGUAUUUUGUUAUUGAUUCAAAAAUAUUGUAUUACUAUUCCAACAAAACUUAUUUUUGAACCAACAAAAUGGUUUUUAGAAUCAACAAACGGAUUAUCUUCUCUAUAAUCAGUUUGUUGAUUCAAACAUAUUUUUCGUUGAAUUAAUCGAAUAAUGUAUUUGAAUAAAUACCAAAAUCAUAUUAGGCCCUGAGUCAAUAGUAUAUCCAUUUGAAUUUAAAAAUCAUUUAUCUGCGUACAUACAUUUAAAAUAUUAUACAAAUUUUCAUUUGGUUUACCCCUCGUGAACAUAAACAAAUACAUUGGUAGCCUUUUUGGCCACAGAGGCGCUUUCAUCGCUAAAAAAUCGGUUCGUCAGCUAAGCGAAAGAGUGAAUCGUAUUGUUAAUAUAAUAUAUUUGCCUGCAUCCAACCCAAACCCGAUUUUUUGAAGCUAUACCUCGCAUCGUUUGCAACAUUUCAAGUUCAAAUAUUGUGAGAUUCCUUUGAUUGGACGCCACGCAUCAUUGUUGUUUUUCUCUAAAAUAUGUGCUUGUACCGCUUUACCAAACAUCACGCGGCCUUUGCUUUUUAAUAUACAUAUCGACCUAGUCUAAUACAAUGCUACAACUUUGUUCCUCUUUAAAGAGACGAACCAGCUAAGGGCUGAAAGUCUCUAUAAUAAAGCAAAAUAAUAAGAAGAAGAACUUUGUUCCUGCAAGGAUCGCAUGAACAAGGAACGAAAAGACGCCAUUUAGUGGCGCCGAUGGUGUAGUGGUAAGCGUGACUGCCUCUCCCUCGGAAGGGUCUGGAUUUAAUCCCAGUCGGUCAGGAUUUUCUGAUGUAUAAAAUAUCUGAUCACAUCUUCCUGUUGGACCCGUCCAUGAGUUGAUGGGUCGAUAGGUAGGGUCCAGGCGUGGGAGUUACCUCCCUGGCGUCGGUAGCAUUGCUACUCACUCAGUACGGAAAACAAGAUCAACGGAAAAUAAACCAAGGAAAAAAGAAAAGACCAGCAAUUAUUAAACUGAUGAAGACUGCACAUUGUAGUCGAUCUGUCAUGGAAACCAACAUUAAUUAAGUGGAAUUAAAUGGAAGAUAACCUUUUUUGCAGUUUUAUUCAAACAUUCCGCUAACUUCACUUCAUUACUUCACGAGCAAUUAUUAUUUUUUAAUAAAGAACAACAUGUGAAAAGGACAUUCAAGCUUUUUGUAAACAAACCUUCUUAUACCCUUUUCUCGCCAUCCACAUGACACCUACGCAAACCAUUAACAUCACCGGGUAGGGGAAACUUUCCCCUUCCCGAUGAUGUUUCUAGUUUGCGUGGGCAACCCAUGGUUGGCGAGAAAAGGGCGUACAAAGGUUUAUUUAACAAAAAGCUUAUAUGCCCUUUUCACAUGUGGCUCUUGAACUAACCUUAUGGAAAGAAAACAAAAUAUCAACUCCCAAUGACAGAGCUUUUCAAUAAAUAUGUAAAUAUUUCACCAUACCAUCCAUACCGAACACAAAUCCGAUUUUUUUAAUAACCCGGACCCGAUUUGUUUUUCAAUUGUAUACAGUCAAGAUUCCUAUAGUACGGAUUCGUUCUUGCCGGAUUCCUAUAGUACGGUUACCCCUGGAUUCCUAUAGUGCGGUCGAUCCGGCAUUAACGAAUACACGUAGCAUAUGGGAUUUGACCUAAUUGGGACCAAACACUGAUUGUAGGGUAAUUUGAAGAGAUAACUUCCUGGUGUCUUCUGAACAGUUAUUAAACAGAAUAUUUGCCACCUUUUGGGAACAUUUAGCAUCCGGAAAGUCACAAGUCUGGUCCUGUGGAAGACCCGGAACAUCCGUAAAAGUGGUCAAUUCACGAAACUAAUCCUAGAGCUCCGUGGUUUUUUCGAAACCGCUCAGACAAAUAUCAGAAUGAAUUCGGAGUUGUGACCUGAAUAUGAACCCAGAGGACCACGGGAUGGUCCACCGGAAGAUUCGGAACAUCCGUAAAAGUGGUCAAUUCAUGAAUCUGAUCCUAGAGCUCCACGGUUUUUUCGAAACCACUCCUAGACAUCUUAUCAGAAUGAAUUCGGAGUUGUGACUGGAA
This is a messenger RNA of Ochlerotatus camptorhynchus, 5759 nucleotides long. RefSeq names its product WD repeat-containing protein 20. The transcript has 5 exons. The coding region runs from base 123 to 2555 and encodes 810 amino acids. Gene Ontology annotation, molecular function: protein binding. Lineage: Eukaryota; Metazoa; Arthropoda; Insecta; Diptera; Culicidae. The record is from RefSeq and is a predicted model, not a curated record.